AGCAACAUCAUCCCGCGGUCCGGCUCAUCAGGACUAAAGGCUGAGAAGCAAGCGCUGAGCAAAAAGCGGGCCGCUGAGCAAGGACACAAGAACACGACCCUUCCUGACUCCUGGCUGAAGGGAUUGAUAGAAAGUCUAGAUAUACGUUGCGUCUUCUGCCUCCGAACCUCGCAUCUUCCCUGCGCCCUGAAAAGGUUUCCUUGGAGAAAGCGCCUUCUUGACAUCUUCUAACGUCAUGUCAUUUCAGAGGAAAUCUUACGCAGGUUCGAUCCUCAUCACCGGAGGCACCUCAGGCCUAGGAUUUCAAGCGGCGCUCGAAAUCGCCAAGGCAUGUCCAGAGUGCUUGGUCGUGUUAGCAUCUCGCUCGAACAAAGAUGCAACCGAGCAGAUCAAUGACAGCCUUAAGCAAACAAACACGACAUUCCAGUCACUCAACCUUUCGUCUCUUUCUUCGGUCCGCGCCUUCGCAAGCGCUUGGGAAGCAGAAAACUAUCCACCCUUGCGAUGCCUGAUUCUCAAUGCUGGUCUCCAAUUUCCUGGUGGCCUGGUCAAGACAGACAAUGGUCUCGAGGCUACCUUUGCCAUCAAUCAUGUUGGUCACGCGUUGCUGUUUUAUCUCUUGACUCCCUAUUUCGAGAAGGAAGCAAGGAUAAUCAUCACAUCAAGCGGAACGCACGAUCCUGACCAGAAGACCGGCAUGCCCAAUGCGAAGUACAGCUCAGCUCAAGAAUUAGCGUACCCUUCUGACGACAUGGUCAACAUCGAUGGGAGGCAACGAUACUCCAGCAGUAAAUUGGCAAACGUACUCUGGACUUAUGCACUUGACCGGCGUUUACGAAUGCAGAAAUCAGCUCGACUUACAGUCAAUGCAUUUGACCCAGGCCUGAUGCCUGGCACGGGCCUUGCAAGGGCAUACGGCGCCAUGCCAAGAUUCAUUUGGAGCAAUGUCAUGCCACGCCUCCUUCCUUUGCUUCGCCUCGCUCUUGGAACCAACAAUAUCCAUACAACGGCGAAUUCUGGUGCAACUCUUGCUUGGCUGGCUACAAGUGAAGAAUUGGACGGGAAAAGCGGCCUCUACUUCGAGGGAAGACGGGCGAUUAGGUCAAGUCUUGCAAGCUACGAUCGGGAGAAGCAGGACGAUCUCUGGAGUUGGACUGCCACACACGUGGCGCAGACAGAGGAGGAAGAAGCAAAAUUUCGAGAUUUGGCUACUCUAUAAUUAGAUACACUAGGUGAAUUGCAUACCAAGUAUUUAGUUAGGGUACUAGUCUCUCAGUAACGACUAAAAUGAUAAUGCAUCACGGGA
Molecule: messenger RNA, 1306 nt
Organism: Acaromyces ingoldii
Lineage: Eukaryota; Fungi; Basidiomycota; Exobasidiomycetes; Exobasidiales; Cryptobasidiaceae
Product: short-chain dehydrogenase
Exons: 1
Coding region: 236-1219 (327 amino acids)
Source: RefSeq, a predicted model, not a curated record